Molecule: messenger RNA, 591 nt
Organism: Rasamsonia emersonii CBS 393.64
Lineage: Eukaryota; Fungi; Ascomycota; Eurotiomycetes; Eurotiales; Trichocomaceae
Product: RNA binding protein Tma22
Exons: 4
Coding region: 1-591 (196 amino acids)
Biological process (GO): formation of translation preinitiation complex; translation reinitiation
Molecular function (GO): mRNA binding; translation initiation factor activity
Source: RefSeq, a predicted model, not a curated record
AUGGCGGAUGCAGCAGCCGAUUCUGGAGCUGCUCCCCAGGAGCCUCGAGCGAGGCGUAUUGUAUAUUGUGGAGUGUGCAGUUUACCGCCUGAGUAUUGCGAAUUCGGCGGGACUACCAAGAAGUGCGAAGAAUGGCUGAAACAACACCAUCCUGACAUGCAUGAGCGGUUAUACUCGGAAGAAGCCAUCAGCGCCAGCCUUUCCAGUCUCUCUGUCGAAGCCCGUGAAAGAGCAGCCAAAGACGCCGCGAAGAAGGAGGCCAAGGCGGCCCUAGCCGAGGCACGAAAUGCGGAACGCAAGGCCGCGGCCAAAGUUCAGAUUAAGCGAGUCGAGAGGAACAAGCGAAAAUUUGUCACCGUGGUCACCGGUCUGGAGGCUCAUGGGCUAGAUCUGAAGAAGGUCGCAAAAGAGCUGGGCAAGAAAUUCGCCACUGGUUCUUCAGUCACGAAAUCGGCUGCUGGCGCCGAAGAGAUUACGGUGCAGGGUGAUGUGGGCGAUGACCUGUACGACUGGCUGAUCGAGGUCCACGGUAAAGACAUUCCUGAGGAAAAUAUCGAACUUGUCGAAGAUAAAAAGAAGGGAGGUGGCUAG